Molecule: messenger RNA, 4818 nt
Organism: Musca domestica (house fly)
Lineage: Eukaryota; Metazoa; Arthropoda; Insecta; Diptera; Muscidae
Gene: Ac3
Product: adenylate cyclase type 3
Exons: 19
Coding region: 329-3499 (1056 amino acids)
Biological process (GO): cAMP biosynthetic process; intracellular signal transduction; adenylate cyclase-activating G protein-coupled receptor signaling pathway
Molecular function (GO): adenylate cyclase activity
Source: RefSeq, a predicted model, not a curated record
AACGGUCAUUAGAAGCCAAAAACAGAUGUUAGAAGUAAUUCAUAUUUAUGUAGGCACAUGUGUGUAAUAAUUCAAUUUUCUUUCCAUAAAUCCAACAGCAAUAAACCACAAUAAAAACAACAACAACAGCAACAGCAACAAAGAGAACAAUGCCCUAGAUCGUAAAGAUAAGGUUGUGAACUAAAUGUAAAAGUCUCUUCUCCUUAAAAAGUAAAAAACAAAGCCCCAAAACUAUAAAACUCGCAAAUUAAAUAAAAACACUCAAACCAAAGAAAAACGGAAAUACUCGCAAAUUGUUUUUCGUCGUUGUUGCUGUUUUGCGGUCGCCAUGACGGAAACCAAACAACAGAAUUGCAACAUUAUUGAAAAUGGCCAUUCCAUUACAUCGAUUGAAAAGAACCGCAAGGACGAGAAUGAGUCCUCGGAAGGACCCACCGUAACCCUACCGAAUUCGGUUUUAAAUAAAUUAUUUACAACAUUUUAUGUCAAUCAAAGGCGCGAAGCUUUAAAAUGGUUCCUUUCAGCAUAUCUAUGCUUUAGUGUUUAUACUAUUGGUAUACCGGCUGAUCAAAUUAUACAGAAUAGAGCUUGCUAUAUUAUCCUGGAUGUUAUAGCAAUAUGUAGCUGGCUGACAAUGUUCGUGGCCAGCCGUUAUGAGAGGGCCAAAUCGAAAAAGCCUCUGCAUAUUGCCCUGCUAAUAGACAGUGCACCCAUCAUAGUGUUUAUAUGCUUUGUAAUACAUUUCAUUAUCUAUUGUGUUAAUCAGCAAAAGACCAUAUCGCCCAGGGAAUUAUUGGGCUGGUCAAUAUUAUUUAAUUUUUUGGUUCCAGUUAGCAUACCGGUAGUUCCUUAUAUGGGAUGUUGUAUGUGUUUUAUAACAUUUUUUGGUUACUAUAUUGUAAUCUAUUUGACAUCACGCGAUGAUCCCAUGUUCAAUGAAAUGUUAAUGGCGAAUAUGGUUUUAGUAUCGUCAGCUUUAAUAAUAGGUUUAAUCUACUAUGACAUGAAUGCUGCAAAGCAAAAGCGCGCCUUUUUGGAGGCCAAAAAGAGUCUAGAAGUCAAAAUGAUCAUCGAAGAAGAAUCUGCCGAACAGGAGCGUCUGCUGUUGUCAGUGCUGCCAAAGCAUGUAGCUGAGAAAAUGCGUCAAGAUUUGGGUUCGACCAGUUCGGAACCAUUUAAGAAAAUCUAUAUGAGUCGUCAUGAGAAUGUGAGUAUCCUCUAUGCUGACAUAGUUGGCUUCACUGCCAUAUCGUCGACAUACAGCGCCCAGGAUUUGGUAAAGAUGUUAAACGAACUGUUCGCUCGUUUUGAUCGAUUGGCCGAGAAAUACCAACAACUACGUAUAAAAAUUCUGGGUGACUGUUACUAUUGCAUUAGCGGAGCCCCAGACGAACGACCGGAUCAUGCUGUCCUCUGUGUGCACAUGGGUUUGUCGAUGGUUAAGGCAAUCAAGUAUGUGCAACAAAAGACCAAUUCACCUGUUGAUAUGAGAGUUGGAAUACAUACGGGUGCUGUCUUGGCCGGUAUAUUGGGGCAACGACAAUGGCAAUUUGAUGUCUAUUCAAAGGAUGUUGAGCUGGCUAAUAAAAUGGAAUCAAGCGGAAAGGCUGGACGUGUCCACAUUUCCGACAAAACGUUGGCAUAUUUGAAUGGUGAAUUCGAAGUUGAGCCCGCAUAUGGAGAGAAACGAGAAGAAGCCCUACGUAUUGCUGGGCUGAAAACCUAUUUCAUAGUCAAAGUACUGAAACCCUUCGCAUCACCCAGCGCCAAGAAAAUCAACGAAACCCAAACGAAUGCUGGCAACAACGAUAAUGAUGAUACCCUAGAUGAAGAGCUUCUCGCCACGGACAAGAACACAGAUGAUACAGCCAAAGAAAUUGACGAAACGGAAGUAUCCGACAAGGCAGCCCUGUUUAAGGAACAGCUCCACAAUGUCUUGAGAGAUCGCGAUUACUAUGCACACCUGGAUCAGGAUACCGAUUUUCUAUUGAAAUUCAAAGCGAAAGAAUCCGAAGAGGAUUAUGCCUCGUAUAGGGAACCGUAUUCAUCAUUACCUCUGAUUGCCGCAUUGAUAGUACAAAGUGUUGAUAUAUUUUAUUCAUUUUUAAUAUUGCCCAGAUCCCCCCUACACUUUGUGAAUAUAGCGGCGCCCUUGAUACCAAUUUUUAUGCUAGUUUUCAUUAGUGUGGCCGAAAGUUUUCCCGGUCAUUUGCCCGAUUUCUUUGUCAGCAUUAGCAAACGUUACAAUGACUUCACAUUGGUGCGUGAAUUGACAGCUGUCAUAAUAGUUUUGACACUAGGACUUAGUAAUAUUAUAGAUGAGUACUUCUUUGUGGCCUAUAUUAAAUCGGAGCAUAUUGUCACCGAAAGUGUAUUUAACAAAACGCAAAGUGAAGAAGAUUUCUUGGUCGCAGAACCGAUGAUUGAUGCAACACCGGAGCCACUGGACAACAUCAUGUAUCCAUCGUAUUUGAGCAAUUUUAGUGUACUCAUACUUAUAGCCACCACUGUAAUAGCUCAACUGACACAUUAUGUUAAAAUUAUAUUGUUAAUAUUAAUAACAGGUCUCCACUGGUAUUUCAAUAUAUACGUGCUCAACGAUUUAUACUCCCUAGAAGAUGAUUUGGCCUAUAAUCCAAUAGUACCAACUUGUCAUGUGAUGUCAGUAUCUCUGGUCCUAAUAACCGUUUCACUGGGCUUUUGGGCAAGACAUAUGGAUCGUGAAGAUCGUGUCAUAUUCAAAUGGAAACUUUUGGUUUCCGAACAAAAAGAGAGGGCCGAUGAUAUGCGUCGUCGUAAUGAAGCUUUGGUCUACAACGUACUGCCGGUCCAUGUGGCUGAGCAUUUUAUGAAGAACACCAAACGGUCUCAUGAUGAUUUGUACUCCCAGAGUUAUUCGGAGGUGGGAGUACUUUUUGCCAGUAUGCCAAAUUUCUCGGAUUUCUAUUCCGAAGAGACAGUCAACAAUCAAGGCCUAGAAUGUUUGCGAUUCCUCAACGAAGUAAUAUCCGAUUUCGAUGCGCUCUUAGAACUUCCCCAAUUCCAAGAUAUAAUAAAAAUAAAAACCAUAGGCUCUACAUAUAUGGCAGCCAGUGGCAUCAAUUUAAAUCGUGAUAUUAAACCCGGCGAUCCGAUAACGAAACGAUGGGCCCAUUUGGAUCUUUUGGUGGAAUUCGCCUUGGAACUGAAGAAGACGCUGCAAGAUAUCAAUGAACAAUCGUUUAAUCAUUUCGUUCUAAAGAUGGGUGUUAAUCAUGGCCCGAUAACGGCGGGAGUUAUUGGGGCCCGCAAGCCGCACUACGAUAUCUGGGGAAAUACCGUGAAUGUCGCCUCACGUAUGGAGAGUACGGGAAAAGCUGGGGCUAUUCAGGUGACUGAAGAGACUUGCAAUAUUUUGCAAGAAUUCGGUUAUUCAUUCCUUCAGCGUGGUCUGGUUACGGUUAAGGGCAAAGGCGAGCUAAUGACAUAUUAUUUAAGAGGUAAGUUCAAAAACAGGUAAAAUCUUCUAAUUUAUAAACUAACUAAUUUCAAACAUCCUACAGAUGACAUGCCCAAACAAACAGUUGCAAAUGUAAGUAGUAUUAAUGAAGCCACAGCGGAAACGGAAAUUCACUUGAAAAUGGAAUCAGAAACUGAUGGUGGGGGUGACAUAAAAACGCCACUACUACAAUUGUCUUCAGAAAAUAAAUGUCCAUCAAUGAAAGAUAUUAGUCCAGCCAAAGCCUGUGGCAAUGGCGAAAUGUCCACAGAGGAAGAUGCUUUGAUAAAUAACACAGAAAAUUUGUAAAGAAAGAACAUAUUGAAACAAAACAAAAAAGAAAAGAAGACACCACAAAAAUUACACCAAUUGAAAAAAAAAAACACACACAACGGCUGACUUUGAAAGCCAGUUAACAUUCCAAUUUACUAGUUAUAUAUAAACGAGUGCAUACAGAAAUAUAUACAUAGCAUAUAUUCAAGUAAAUAAAUAACAGUAGUUAGUAGGCAAAUCAAGUCUUAUCCUGUUCCUAUCCCACUUUCCACCAUCUCCGAACACAACCAAACAGUAUUGUCUAAUGAUUUUUGUAUACAAAAAAAGUUGUAGUCAAAACAAAAAGAAAAUUUAAAUAAUUUUAAUGUGAUUCUAUUGAUUAUCCCCUAAAUGUAUUAUUUGUUUUUAUAUAUGGUAGUAAAUAGUUAUUUUAAUUUUUUUAUCUAUUGUUAUUUAGUUAUAAAUUUUAAAGAAAACUCAACACUGCUUAGUUUUCAAGCAAAAACCAAAACCAAAAGAGAAAUCACUUGUUGUUUGACAAAAGGAAACCACGCAAAAACAAAAAUACACUAUUAACUAAGUACCUAAACUAAACAAUAUAUUUUAUUUUAAACGAACCAGAAGAAGAGAAAACAAAAACAAAAUACAACUCAAAAACUUUUGUGAAUAUUCAUGAAAAUGUUUAAAUCGUAAGAAGAAAAAAAUGAAAAAAAAAUCAGCAAUCAUUGCAAAUAAUAAACGUCCCCCAAUCCAAAUGCAAAAACAAAAUCACAAAAAUCAAAAACAACAACAACACUAAACCCACCUAAUAUCUCCAAUCGUAUGUAGAAAAAAGAAAAGAAAACACAGCGAAUAUAUAUCAGAAGAAGCAACAAAAAAAAUUGCAGCUGUCAAACAAAUAUACUAUUCUUUGUUUGGAAGAGAAGAUUGCAAUAUCAACAGUACACUAAAAUGAGAGACAUACAAUGAGGGAAACAAUCCUUCUCUUUUCUCUCUUAUUUUGGAGGGAAUUCAAAUGAAAAGAAACUACGUAGGAGUUUGCAAUUUUUAUUACUUUAUAUAUGGAA